Messenger RNA from Mercenaria mercenaria, 1015 nucleotides. Its product is annotated as glutathione S-transferase A-like. The record is from RefSeq and is a predicted model, not a curated record. The transcript is spliced from 3 exons. The coding region runs from base 109 to 789 and encodes 226 amino acids. NCBI's taxonomy places the organism in Eukaryota, Metazoa, Mollusca, Bivalvia, Venerida, Veneridae.
GCCAUGUGUACAUAGUCUUGGUAUCAAAUAAACGCGCACGUAUGCUAAUUUCAUGUUCUAAUUUACCGAUUACUAUAUGUUCUGAUUUUGAAGGAUAUAGGAGUGAUAAUGGCGAAGAACCAAAUGUUUUUGUUUUGGGGAUCGGGCUCAGCCCCAUGUUGGAAGCCUAUGAUAGUUUUAGCAGAAAAAGGACUUUGGAAAGAUGACAUGAACAAGAGGCUUGAAUUCUCUAAGAAAGAACAUAAACAGAGCGAUGUACUGGCGCUUAACCCGCGUGGACAGCUCCCUACAUUUAAAGAUGGCAAUGUUCAAGUGAACGAGUCAGGGGCAAUCUGUAUGUACGUAGAGGAGAAGUAUAGUAACGAUUCUACUGGUAGACUCUUACCUCCCAACGCGAAUGAGAGAGCCGAUGUGUAUCAAAAAAUGUUUGAGGCAGCCAACGUGAUAUCCAACAUCAUUGAACCACUUCUUAGAUAUCGGUUCAUGCAAAAGAAAGAGGACUGGAAUCAAACACACUUAGAAGAGGGAACAAAAAAGGCUAAAGAAGAACUAGACAAAUGGAACACAAUGCUAGGCGACAAACCUUACCUGUGUGGUAACGAUUUUACUAUGGCAGAUGUGUUUUUCUAUCCUUUUCUAGCGAUGAUGGUGAGAACCGGGGCCACACUUUCUGGAUUCCCAAAACUGAAGGAAUACUAUGACAGGGUCAGUGAAAGACCGUCGGUAAAAGCAACAUGGCCUCCGCAUUGGCACAACAGCGAGGGACCAGGGUUUCUCAGUGAUUUGUAACAUCAAGAUAUUCCUUUCAGGGAUUUUUAAAUGAUUUGUAACCUUGAGACUUUCCUUACAGGGAUUCUGAGUGAUUUAUAACCUUAAAACAUUCCUUCAAGAUAUUCUAUACUUUUCCGUAUAUAUGCACUGACAUUUAACUUUAAGUCAUUUCAAACUCAGUGUAUAUGACAAAGACAAGAUAUUGAUAAUACUGUGUAAUCUUAAAUAAACAAAAAAGUUACAA